AUGGAUCUUAGAAAUGGAAAGGAGAAAGAUAUUGAGGUUGAUAUUGAAAGUGGAUUGCCACUAAUUGAAGAUAACACGAGGAGAAUCUCGAAUUCAAUCACUGCGAAACAAGGGAAAAUGUUAUUUGCUGAGUUUUCCGAUGAGUUGGUUGGAAGUUUUGUUAGAGGUGAAGUAGGGCCGAGUACGUAUUUCAAUGAGUCGAAUUUAAGUGAAGUUUCGUUGGAUGUGAUGAAAGUGAUGAACAAGAUUCCGGCGAAGGAGAAUCGUAAGAAGGCGUCGAAUAAAAAGGCUGCCAAACCUCCAAGACCUCCGAAGGGUCCAUCGUUAGACGAAGCUGAUUAUAAGUUAAUUAGGGAGUUAUCUGAACUUGCGAUGCAGAAGCGUGCAAGGGUGGAGCGGAUGAAAGCGUUGAAGAAAAUGAAGAACGCUAAACCAGCUUCGUCCAAUAGCACCAGCGCGUUGGCCUUGAUUUUCACUGUUCUCUUCUUCAUUGUGAUAAUCAUCCAAGGCAUGUCAUCUGGGAAAAGCUCAGUGGCAAGUUUCCAAGGAUCGCCUAUAUCAGUAGGAGGAGGAGAGAAAGGUCUAAUUUCGGUUCAGUACCAACUCAAUCCAUCAAGCGAUUCAAAUGCACCGGGUUCAGAGUCCCCCAAUUUUGUACAACGAAUAGCAGGUUCAGAUUUGAAUGAAAAACUGAGGAAAGAUUCAGGUUAA
Messenger RNA from Lathyrus sativus (Indian pea), 711 nucleotides. The record is from the annotation of a GenBank genome assembly. Lineage: Eukaryota; Viridiplantae; Streptophyta; Magnoliopsida; Fabales; Fabaceae.